This is a messenger RNA of Sporothrix schenckii 1099-18, 432 nucleotides long. RefSeq lists its product as uncharacterized. The record is from RefSeq and is a predicted model, not a curated record. The transcript is spliced from 2 exons. The coding region runs from base 1 to 432 and encodes 143 amino acids. NCBI's taxonomy places the organism in Eukaryota, Fungi, Ascomycota, Sordariomycetes, Ophiostomatales, Ophiostomataceae. Gene Ontology annotation, biological process: mycotoxin biosynthetic process.
AUGGCCGCACGACUGCCCAACAAGACAAUCCUACUUCCUCAUGACAAACAGAGACGAUAUCUCGUUGAGCUAGACGUGUUUCACCAGCUACACUGCCUUAACAUGGUCCGUAAAGCGCUGCAUCCCGAAUACUACGUACCACACACACCCGGCCUUCAUACUGGUGAUGAGGACGAGCUACUCGGGCCACAUCAUAUCGACCACUGCAUUGAUGCCAUCCGGCAGUCUCUUAUGUGUAGCGCCGACAUCAGUUCGUUGACGUGGAGCUGGGACGAGCACCGGCGCCGACACAUGGAACGGGGCACCGUCCUCCACACCUGUAAGCGCUUUGACAAGAUCCAGGAAUGGGCUCGUGCACAUACGGUCCGGAUGCCAUUUGACGCUACCUAUAGAGAGAGAAAUGAUCCUCUAGACCCAGAGACAUGGGAUUGA